AUGUCUCGAUUGGUUCCUUACUUGGUGACACUGGAACCAAAACGUAUAGCCCGUUUCAUUGGGGGUUUAGCCCCGGAGAUCAAAGUUAGUGUGAAAGCAUCUCGACCUACUACCUUUAGAUCUGUAGCUAAUUUGUCAUUAUCUCUUACCCUUGAUGCGGUCAGGCAGAGAUCGCUUAGGCAUUCUGAUGAGGGGAAGAGGAAACAUGAGGAUGAUAACUCACAUCGUUCAGAUAAGAAGUGUAAAGGGAAUUCAAAUCACAAGAAGAGUUCGGGAUUCAGAAAAGAUGGCCAACAGUCGGAUGAGAAGCCCAAAUGCAAGACCUGCAAGAAGUGCCAUAUGGGAAAGUGCAGGUAUGAAUCGAAAUCCCAAUCGCAGCCUAGGGCUUGCGGGAUCUGCAAAUCUAGUGAGCAUAAGACGUUGGACUGUAAGACGAUAAAGGAUGCGACUUGUUACAACUGUAACGAGAAGGGGCAUAUCAAGUCUAACUUCCCAAAGUAUGCCAAGAAACCUGAAGAAGGUAAAAAGACCAAUGCUCGGGUCUUUCAGAUGAACGCUCAAGAAGCGAUUCAGAAUGACAACAUAGCAGCACCAGUUGGAACAGUGGCUCUCUUGAUUUGCAGCUUGGGUGGUCUUGUUGAGACCUCUGCUUCAGAGUAG
Messenger RNA from Helianthus annuus (common sunflower), 660 nucleotides. RefSeq lists its product as uncharacterized. Gene Ontology annotation, molecular function: nucleic acid binding; zinc ion binding. The coding region runs from base 1 to 660 and encodes 219 amino acids. NCBI's taxonomy places the organism in Eukaryota, Viridiplantae, Streptophyta, Magnoliopsida, Asterales, Asteraceae. The record is from RefSeq and is a predicted model, not a curated record. The transcript has 2 exons.